This is a messenger RNA of Zymoseptoria tritici IPO323, 612 nucleotides long. RefSeq lists its product as uncharacterized. The coding region runs from base 22 to 330 and encodes 102 amino acids. The record is from RefSeq and is a predicted model, not a curated record. The transcript has 2 exons. NCBI's taxonomy places the organism in Eukaryota, Fungi, Ascomycota, Dothideomycetes, Mycosphaerellales, Mycosphaerellaceae.
UCUUGAACUCCCGCAGCGACCAUGAACGAAGAAUUCGAUCAGUUCGACGGUGGCGAAAGCCCUCCCCACGACGAGGACAUUAUCGACAGUGACGCCGAGGAGCCCAAGUUCUCUUCAAAAGAAGAACGCAUCAUCGAAGCCGUCAAACAAAUGAUCUACCAUGAGAAUAUUCCGUUCCGGAAUCUUCGCGACUUCUGGCAGAAAGCCUCGAAGCAACUCGACGAGAACACCAGAUUUGGAGCCCGCCACCGCAUCAGAAUCCUAGGUAGGCGCAUCGAGGCAUUCCGAACUUGCACUUACAGGUCUCGGCCGCUAAUGUGUACAAUGUAGGAACUCGCUUGGCCUUUAAAUACAAGGAGCUGCGCAUCCGCGACGAGAGAUUGCCCGAUGCUCAACAAUACAUCAAUCGGGUUUGGCGCGAGAGAAGAGCUGCGGAGGCAGCCCAGAGACUGAGAGAUCGUGUUGCGGCGCAGCAGCGAGCCGCGGCCGUGGCGGCAGCGAAGGAAGAGUAAGUUGCGUUCUCCUUCCGACACGAUCGUACUGACAUCGGCACCUUGCAGGACGCCUUCAACAUUAGAAUUGCCAAUGCGAUGAAGAUGAGCCUGAGUAUGC